GUUAGGACCAAAGACUCCAGGAUAGAGAACUUAGAAGGUUAUUUAUUUAUAUUUUCCUCCAGUGAGCCUCUAGUCUUGAUACACGGGGACAUGUUUUCCUUGUUGGCAAGACCCACAGUUACCAGCUGCAGUCGGGACAUUAUGCUCACUGCUAGUUACAGAGUUUACAAGAGACUUCAGUGUUUGUUUUUUAACCCUCCCACAACCUUGAGAGGCAAACAGAACCAGCAUUGCCUCCAUCUGACAAUUGAGGAAAUAGGCUGGGAGAGGUUGAGCAACUUACCUAAAGUCACACAGCAAGACGCAGGGCCCGGCUUUCCCCUGGAUCUGACUCUGUCCCAAACUCUUUCCACCACGCUAUGCUCUAAUAAUAUAUAUUCGUUUUCUUGGUUAGGCCACCAGCAUCUAGAACAACUUCCGAAUUCAUGUCAGCGUGUUGUACCAUAACUCUGUUUCCAUAAGAUGCGUGCAGAUAUUGGAAAGCGAUCCCUGUGGCCUUGGAGUUCGUUUUACUUUGUUUCGCACUCUUCCCAUCAGGGGACCCUGGGCCAGGGCAGAGCCCUGCUAGCUGGCGGUUCUCUGAAGGUUGCUGGGCUCUUUCUGCUGAGUAGCUGCGUCAUUCAGUUCCACUGUGUUACGAAAUUCACUAAAUGGCAUGUUAAAUGGUCUGUUGGUGUGUCUUACUGGUGGGCCCUUCCAAUAAUACUCUGUCAUGAUUGUGGGGCUCGGUAUUGAGAUGCGUACUUGGAUUAUAGAUGGUCCUUACAUCUCUAAAACCCGUCUCCCGGAAAGCCACUUUCCGCGUAAGGUCGGUUCCGGCUCCAUCACUGAUGAUAGCUUUUAGCAAGUCACUUCAUUUGGUUCCUGAUUUGUCAGCUUCCGGGAAGCUGCAUCCUCAGAUAAAAAUAGUAGGGUGUGAUUCCCCUUUCUCAGAUCAGGAAGCUAGAGAGAACUAAGGGGUUUUUUGUGUGUUUGUUUGUUUUGGUGUUGAUAGACUCCUGAAAAAAAUGGCUAAAGCAAACUUCAUAUAUAAGACAUUUUUCUUCUUUUUAAAAAAGUUCAUGUUCCUCUGUUGAGUUCUAUUAUACCUUUAGAAAAAUGUUCUUUCACCCCCCCCAACCCCAAAUUAAACCCCCUGCACACUGAGAACACAUUCCAGGAGUGUUCUGCCCUGGUGAGUGUGGGAUCUUUGCAUUAACCGUCUUCGGACCCGUGGUCAGGGAUUCUGUUCGGUCUCAUCGUCCUCUGAGACCGUGCACAUACGAACAUUAACAUUCUGUACCUGGUCGAUUCCCAUCUUUAUCGGGUGCUGCUGCUGACUGGCCUUGCGUGAGACAUGGUCCCUCCCCAGGGGGCGGAAGGUUCUGGCGUGUGGAAGGGAACCGAAGCCAGAGGAGGCACUGAUGUCCACUCGGUGGUGGCAGUGUGAAGGAGUCACCCACUGACAUGCCGUGUCCCAAACUGCAGUCCUCUAGUUCCGCUUUUGUGAUUUGGCUAAAUGCGCUCAAUCACUACUACUACCCGAUUGAAAUUGACCCACUCCAGACCAUCCAGGAGAAGCUACCUCACAUGGUGGAAUGGUGGACCAAGGUGCACAAUCUCCUGUGUCAGCAGAAGAUUCAGAAGUGUCAGAUCGCUCAGGUGGUGAGAGAGUCCAAUGCAAUGCUGCGGGAGGGCUACAAGACGUUCUUCAACACCCUCUACCAAAACGACAUCCCCCUUUGCAUCCUCUCCGCGGGCAUCGGGGAUGUCCUGGAGGAGAUCAUCCGCCAGAUGAAAGUGCUGCACCCCAACAUCCGCAUCGUGUCCAACUACAUGGACUUCGACGAGGACGGUUUCCUGCGGGGAUUCAAGGGCCAGCUCAUACACACGUACAACAAGAGCAGCUCCGCGUGCGGGCACUCCAGUUAUUUCCAGCAGCUCCAGGGCAAAACCAACAUCCUCCUGCUGGGCGACUCCAUGGGGGACCUCACGAUGGCCGACGGGGUUCCGGACGUGGAGAACAUUCUCAAGAUUGGCUUCCUCAAUGACAAGGUGGAGGAGCGGCGGGAGCGCUACAUGGAUUCCUACGACAUUGUGCUGGAGAAGGACGAGACGCUGGAUGUGGUCAACGGGCUGCUGCAGCACAUCCUGCACCAGGGGGCUGGAGACGCGGGGCUCCUGAGUGCGCAGGCGCAGACGCAGGGCCAGUCCCCGCAGCCGUGACGCCGAGGCGCACCCCUGCGGGGGCGCUGCUCUGCCGUGAGCCUCGCGUGUACGGAGGACAGUCCACAGCACCCACGAGCUGCUGGGCCCUCACCCCUCCUCCUCCUUCCCCUGACGCUUUCCGCAUUCCCUCUGGGUUCCUCAAGGCCUGAGGGAGGCUCUGCCGGGUGGGAGGCAGCAAAAGUCAUUCCCAGUGAAUCGGACCUGCAGGGUGUUCGAGCUCUGGGGACCAUUGGGUCCAGGAUUCUUUCUUAUCAAAAAUGCUUACCAUGGAAAGCAUUCUGUUCUUCAACAAAUCGGAUGUGUGAAGCAGGUCAAAAUAAAAAAAAAAGUUAAAACCA
Phyllostomus hastatus (greater spear-nosed bat) is the source of this 2546-nucleotide messenger RNA. RefSeq names its product 5'-nucleotidase, cytosolic IIIB (gene NT5C3B). The record is from RefSeq and is a predicted model, not a curated record. Gene Ontology annotation, molecular function: 5'-nucleotidase activity; magnesium ion binding. NCBI's taxonomy places the organism in Eukaryota, Metazoa, Chordata, Mammalia, Chiroptera, Phyllostomidae. The transcript is spliced from 6 exons. Bases 1447 to 2205 code for a protein of 252 amino acids. Gene Ontology annotation, cellular component: cytoplasm.